Protopterus annectens (West African lungfish) is the source of this 8423-nucleotide messenger RNA. RefSeq names its product FAM161 centrosomal protein B (gene FAM161B). NCBI's taxonomy places the organism in Eukaryota, Metazoa, Chordata, Ceratodontiformes, Protopteridae. Gene Ontology annotation, cellular component: cilium. The record is from RefSeq and is a predicted model, not a curated record. Gene Ontology annotation, biological process: cilium organization. The transcript is spliced from 9 exons. Bases 177 to 2156 code for a protein of 659 amino acids.
GACGGAGAACAAGUGAUGCUAUCCUGGUAACUGUUGGAGUUACUUGGUGUAAACACCGUGGGAAAAAGAGGUACCCGACUGACGUAAAGAGACGGUAUAAGUCUGUGAAAUGAAAAUCCCUGAGGAGGUUAAGGCGGUCAGGGGAUGGGUACAACGAAGAAAUAACUUAAUAGGUUAUGACUCCAAAAGACAUUAAUGAAAAGCCUGCAGCUGGUGGCAAGAUGGAAUUUAGUAGUACUGGGGAUUUUCAAGAUUCCUUUCUUCAGGAACCUGAAGUAUUCCUCAGUCAGAACCUGUUGGAGAAGCUUCAGGACCUGAAGAGCAUACACCGCCAGCGAUUAUUGGAACUGGGAAUGUUGUAUCACCGUGAACUCCAGCAUAAAAUGAAGGAAGCUGGCAAUAUGAAAGUACACAAGGCUAAUGAGGACCUGGAGAGUUUCUUUGCAAGUAGCGUACGGCCAGUGCUGCAAAGUAGUUCCAAGCAUCAAUCACCAAAAAAGCAUACAUUGAUGAGAAAAUCAUUCUCUGUAACUGAUCUCAACUCUAAAGAAAUGCAGGAUGGUAACCGGAAAGAAUGUCCUCAAUUGCGCGCUUCUCUUCAAAGGCCUAUCAGUGCUGCAGCUUCAUGGGCUGAAAGCAUUACUGUUCCCCAGCCUUUUAACAUGUCAAUUAGAGAAGCUCAGAAGAAAUCUCAGGUCCUCAGAUCUGGUGUCUGGCAGGAGGUAGAGAACCACCUGACAGAGAAACAGAAGCAAGAGGAGGCUGAGUGUCAGAAACAGUUCCGAGCUAUGCCAGCACCAGCCCAUGUGUACUUACCCCUCUAUGAUGAAAUAAAGGAACGGGAACAGGAACGGCGGCGAGUGGAAGUGGAAAGGAGAAAGCAGUUCUUGCAAGAAACACAAAAGCCUUUUAGUUUUCUUGAAAGAGAAGAAAAAAGAAAAGAAGAAAUUAGACAAAAACUCCCACCAGAAAGUUCUGAGAGCACAGAGCCAAAACCUAAAUGGUCUAAGAAGAUUCCUUUAUCUGUUCAAGACCCCUCAGUUAGCGAAAAGCUAAAAGAGGCCGAACUGUACAGAAAAAUACGAAUGCAGAUGAGGGCAGAGGACUUACUUCGUAGUUCUUCAACACCAAUUAAAGCGAAAACCCAGAGGAAAGAACUGGACAAAAGCAGCAUUCUGAAAACAAAAGAAGAAAAACUGGGAUUCUUGAAUACAAGCCCUAAAUUCCAGCCUCAGAUUAACCGUGAAGUACCUAACUUUGAACAGCUCCAUAAGGCAUUGCAAACAGAGGCCAUGAGAAUGAGACAGCUAAAGGAAGCUACUCGUUGUAAGCCCUUUGAACUGCAUACCUCAAAACUACCUCCUAGGCAGAUCAAGGUGUCCAACAGUGUACAUACGGACUCUAAGGUUGCUAAGAGUCAAAUGACAAGUAGUCGACCGGGCAGCAGUUGUAAGUCACUCUCCACUGAUACACUUCCUGUUUAUAUCUCAGAUGCUGAAAAGAAACGACAGUUUGCUAUCAGGAAGUCAUUAGAAGAGAAACUUAAGAAUGAAGCGGAGAAAGAGCAGUGGCUGAAGCAACACAGAAUGAGAUCCCAGACCAUGAAUAAAUCUGUUACAAGGCGUGCAAAGGCUAUGGAUCACCAUAAGAGCCUUGCAGAGACAAACGAAGAGCAGGUUAAACGCCACAGGCAGGAUGACCAGAGAAGGAUGAGAGAGUACAAAAUGGAGCUGGAAGAGAUGACCAAAAGGGCCAGGCACAGACCAUAUCUCUUCGAACAGGUCACACGGCAAAAUGUCAAGGAAAAGGCUAAACAACAGUACCAGAAAACCUUAAACCAAUCUGGGCUGGAUGAGGAGUUUGUGAGGAGAAAAGGAGAGGAUGCUGAUAACAUCACUGUUAAAAAGUCAUAUGAGGAGGAAGAUGAAGAAGAGGAGGAGGAGGAAAACAGAAAAAGCAUCCUUGAAUCUGAUGCUGUAAGAAGCAUUACAGUGGAGGAGGACCAUGAAGAGGAAGAUGAAGAAGAGGAGGCACCAAAUGAAGCUAUUGUUUCAAAUGUGAAAAAUGAUACAUCAGAGGAGAGGAAUUCAAAAGCAGAGGAGGUGGAAAAUGAAAAAACAGAUGCCCAAAAAGGCAGUUUUAAAGAGUUGUCGUAGAAUGUCCUAUAUUUUAUAAUGGAAAGACAGAACUUACUUUAAGGACAUGCCAGGCUUUCUGUUGUCCUGGGCAAGGUUGACUCAUUGGUACUAAAAAUAGACACUGCAAGGCUUAAGAGUAAUGGUCUUCUGUCUAGCACCACUUGCUGUUAGUGAUAUCAUGUGCAAGAGUAGAAAUCCCUGUGACUUUUGAAAUCCUUGCUAUUUCAUGACAUUUUGAAAAUCACACCAGAAGUAGUCAGCAUUUUUGACGCAUCUUUUAAUUUUUUUUUUUAUUUCCUCAUUUUAAUUAUGCAUUUGAUAUUAUUUUUUCUAAUGCAUUACAAACAUAGUAGCAAUCCUAGGCAAGUGAUCUCAGGGGACCAUAACAUGCCUGGCUUAAGCAGACUCACUUUAUAGUUCUUGCCAUCCUUUUUUAAUUAUUUAACAGUGCUCCUCUCCCAAAUGAAGCAGUUCGUUUUAACUUGACGUUUGCUUGUAUUGAGAAGAAACACACAAAGGCCAUUAUUUUCUUCAUGUGUUUAGUCAGUGAUAUCCAAGCCUGACCUUUGUAGCGCACAUUCAGUCAGACUAAGUGGUAUUCAUGGAACAAGACCCUUAAAAGACAGGUGCUGCACCAACAACAGUCUCACCACUGCACAUCUUUAACCUUCUCUUCUCUUUGUGCAGCAACAUGUUUGUAUAUUUUAUGAUACUCUGUCAGAGAAAGAGUCUGAUUGCAGUUGUCAUGUUAAAAAAUGGUACCGCAUGGCUAGCCUAGUUGCAUGUCUUAUAAUGCAGAACAGAAACACAGCAUUAUCCUUGUCCUAGUUACAUGGCUUAUAACACAGAACAGAAACACAUCUUAUCCUAGUUACAUGGCUUAUAACACAGAACAGAAACACAUCCUAUCCUAGUUACAUGGCUUAUAACACAGAACAGAAACACAUCCUAUCCUAGUUACAUGGCUUAUAACACAGAACAUAAACACAUCCUGUCCUAGUUACAUGGCUUAUAACACAGAACAUAAACAUAUCCUGUCCUAGUUACAUGGCUUAUAACACAGAACAGAAACACAGCAUUACCCCUAUCCUAGUUCCAUGGCUUAUAAUGCAGAACAGAGACACAGUAUGACCCACUAGCUUAGUUACAUCUUUACAAACAGUUGUUAACCAAUUGUUUAUCUUUAAUCCUUUUUUAUACAGUUUCUGGAACAUAGAAUCUAUCAAAGUAUAAUAAAGGGGAAAGGUGGGUGACACAUUGGUACAAUGGGUUAGCACUACUGUCAGAGUGUUCGGUUCUUUAGUUCCAGCUUGGGUUCCUUCCAUGUAGGGUCUACAUGUUCUCCAGUUACUGUUUUAUUUGCCAGGAUGAUCCUGAUUUUCUGCAUUCCAAAAUGCAUGAUGAAGUGGUGGUUUUCCUGACUGGCUAUUAGGUAUGUGUGUGUCCUGCAAUAGACUGGCAUCUCAUCUGCAAUUAUUGUCACACCUGUUCUAUUCUGGGAUAGGCUGCUACUACUCCAUCUGAAGAUCGUGAUGGAAAAUGAACCUGUAUAUAUAAAAUUAUCAUUCUAGAAAUUCUGUAAUAUCUGUUUAAUAAAUAAUGUGAUGGCAGUGAUAUAUCACUCUUAUCAUCUCACAUUAUAGAAUAUUAUAACUUUAAAUGCUACCUGCACCAUAGUUGUGUCUGUGGAAGAAAAGGCAAACAUGAUUUAUUUGCCUGUAUGCCUGGUCAGUAAGGUUAAACUGCAGAAAAACGCCUCAAAGCUUCUCUGGGCAGCUUACUUCUUAACAGAGAUUUGAAAAUCAAAAUUGUGUCCAUAUAAAAGGGGCCAAUGCAGAUUUCUCUGUUUUCUUCAAAAAAAAUUGUUGAACCUGAAAUAAAUAAUCAUUUUGGCUCUGAAUUAAAAAAAAAAGUCAUAUACAUUAAACACUUUUUAAAUUCAGCCAAGUCACAUAUAUUCAUCUAGUCCAUGGUCUUCAGCUGCAGAACAAGACUGCAAAAUAUAUAGCACCCUUAACAAGAACAAAAGCACACUUUUAUGUUGUCAACUAAUCAAAAUUAAUGUAUGUGUAGAAAAUAAAUUCUUUAUUAGUUGUGUAAACUGUAACACAACCCAGAUCCUACACCUCUUGCACCAUUCUUGGGGGGGGGGGGGGGCUUUGUUGACGUAAAUGAAAUAAACUAGCUACAGGUUAUACCACCAUGGAAAAAUAGAUCUUCCUCAAUCUAUAUGCAUUUGUUUAUGAACAUAUCCAACAAAAGCACUAUCCAAAAUAAUGGCGGAGAUGUUAAAUCGAGGCCUCAUCUGCUUGAGUUGGUGGUAGCUCAGGUGGAUGUAAAAGAUACCAGGGCACCUAUCGAACAGAGUAAGGAAAGUUCCCUGAUGUUCUGACCAAAUUUCCCCUAAUAGUAUAACAUACCUCCUUGGGUUUCCCCCUGAAAACAAGGUACAAGCCUGGUGGGACUAACCCAGUCAACAAAGUAUAAAUAAAUAAAACUGACAAACGGGUCAACAAUAUGCAUUAACUCUUUAGUACAUCGAUUACUUAAUAUCCUUCAAUGCCAGGCUGCCUCCUUUCCCCCAGGAUGGGUGUGUGUGCAUCAGGUACUCGCUUUCACUUUUCUCACCUGCUAUUUCAGCUGCUGGGUCAUCUGGGCUGAUGUCAGCAAUUCAUAUGUUUCUGUUAUAGAGCCUUAAACAAAAUACAUAUAAUUUAAAGUUAACACAGUCCCCUCACUCUCAGCAUUUAUCCAUCUUAGUUGCUAUUUUUGAAUUGUAAUUAUAUAAAAUUAUUUAAAUCUCAAAAUAUCACAUCCCAAAGAAAGUAACACCCAAGUAGAUGCAACACACACACAUCUAAUUAAUAUAUAUAUAUAUAUAUAUAUAUAUAUAUAUAUAUAUAUAUAUAUAUAUACAUUUAUUUAUUUUUUUGUAAUAGGGAAGCAAGCACCAAACAUUCCUUAAUGUGGGAGCAAGACCCCACACCCCUAUAUCUGUAUUUGUAUAUAUAUAUAUAUAUAUAUAUAUAUAUAUAUACACAUACAGACACUAACUCUGAGAUUGUAGUAAAUCAAAGAGAAGGGAAAACGCUGAAAAGAAAUGGAAAUCUCACCAUCUCCCACUUCUGUGAAUUUAACACAGACUGUCAAUGUGGGACCAAGCUGCCUGCAACAUUUUACAUCAACAAACAGAAACAAAUGAUGUUCAUCAUUCUCACUGCUGCAGUAUCAUUUUAGCUGUAUGAGUUGUAUCCUAUCUAGGAUGCAACAACAAAUGGCCAGCUUAAAAAAAAGCAGUGGCCCCUUCACCCACCUUCACUCUGAUUGCUGAUAGGUGAAAUCGGCACUAAGACUUGAAGCAAUCCUCAGUACUUUCUUGUUUCUCAAGAAGAGUAAUCAUCUCUUAGGCAUCACAGGAGCAGCAGUGAUUUGUCAAGCUGCUUUUCUGGCAGACAAGUCCCAUAGGGGUCCCUUCCACUCAAAAUUUGCUUCUCUUUUAAGAAAAUAGUGGUGUAUUUUAUUUUAUGGCUAAAAGUAAUAUUUCCCCUAGAAGAAAUCUCCAUAUGUUUUCACAGUAUCUGAAGUUUCUUCUCAGAGAUUUAUAUUUUAGUAAGGUAUUAUUUAUUUAUUUUGGAUUUUGGAGCUAUUCUGUAGUAAAUUUGUACUGCUUUUGCAAACUGUUUACCCAUUUAUGUGAUUCUAAGAAUCAGGAAGUGUUUUUACAGAACAGAAAAUGCAUUUAAUAUGUUUACUGCGUAUGUACACUUCCUGACAACUUACCUUUUAUUUUUUCUGACAGCAUGAAUUGGGGAUUAAUGCUGUUUCUGACAGGAUUUUCAAGUGUUUUGCUUAUGCUUUUACACAAGAAGGGAUUAUGUGGGAAGUGUGUGCUGCUUGUGAACACUUCUGUGACAACUUGCCUUCAGACUAACUCGUUCCAGCACUGCUUACCAGCUUUCAGUCCUGUUCAGCAUGGAUACUUAGUCUGGUCCUGCUGUACCUAAAAUGAAAAAAACAAAACAAAGAUACUUGUGGGCAUAGGCAGUGCCUCAGCUGUGGAUCAGUGAACCUGUAGAGGACAUUUAUUGCUCCUCAGACCACUCACUUGCUUCUCUGAGUUCCUCUUGUGUAGUCCUUUAAGCCACCAUAAACCAGGGGGUCACCCAUGUCCUUUUUGGCUGUGCCAGUGUUCGUUUUGGGCAUGAAAGAAUCCAAUUCUUUGGGUCUGGGAAGCACUCCAAGGGAGCUGGAAAAAGACAGCCCUUGACAGGGCCAAAGUGCAAUCUCUUAGUCUGUCUUCUAGGGUGUUACCUGUAAAGAAGAAAAAACAAAAGGUUAGACGUUGUUCAUCUGAAGAUGUGCCUGUUUGUAAAGCUGAUUUUGUUACCUUAACCAGACAAUUACUGGCUGUUUAUCCUGGUACUCAGAAAUUCUUACCUGAGGGCAAUGUUAAUAAAUUCCUGAGGAAAAUUUGCCAGAGGCUUCAGACAUGGACAGAGACAGAGCUUCCUCUCCUUAAGAUUCACAAGCCUAAAUCUGUGAUUCUGAGAAAACAAGGUUUUGCCACUUCCUUUGGAGGAAUUUUCUUUCUCUUAUACUUGAUCCAGGGUGAGUGAGGUGUUUUGUGGGAACAGGCGGAUGCCCCCCUGAAUUGAGGAGAUAUAUGUUACAAGUGGAUCUACCUCAUUGUAUACCCAUCCCCCAGACUUGGAAGAUGUAUUUAGUGCUGCCUGUAACAGUCCUGACUCUCAACCUUCCUUAAGUCCAAAAAAUGCAGAUAGACCUUAUAAAGUACUUCAAACUAAUACAUUUUGGUUUCUUCAACUUAGGGCAGACCCAUCUUCUACAGCUACCUCUCUGCCAACUGGUAACCAACUAUUAGUCAAUACGAAUCCCAUAGGUAUAGGUAAAGAAGUCAAGGUACUGGACAGAUAUGGUAAGAGAAUUUUCUCUUCCUCCACUUUAGCUUCCAGAAUUCUUAACUCUCAGGCACACACGGAAGUUUAUUCUGUUUUUGUGCAGACAGUUUGAGGUCAGUAGGCAUCUCCUUUCUGAAUACUAUUGUUUCAGAUUUUUCUCAAGUAUCUAAAUAUGCUUUGAAGUAUGUAUGAUUGGGCAGAUACUGUUUAGUGGCACUGCUACAGCUAUGGUUUUGAGAAGAUAUACCUGGGUGUGCAACCACAUGUUUCCUCAUGAAGUAAAGUCUGAAAUGUUGAACUUUUUUUUUUUGUAAGGAGGUUUUGUUUGCCCCUUCUGCUACUCAGUUCCUCAGUUUCAUAAAAGGGGAAAGUUAAUUCAUGGAAUUUCUAAGACUUUUUAAGCCCCCUUUACCAAUCUCCGAAUUCUUUUCUUCCUUUUACACAGCUAAAUAAGCAAUCUCUGCCAUGUCCAGGCCAAUGGAGCAAAAAAGAGAGCAGAAGGGGAACAAAAACAAAAAUCCUUUCUUAAAAAGGAACAGUCUAAUUCUUUGAAUGACUAUGCCAGCCUUUGAACCCCAUCCCCACCCCUCCUGUCUCUUUAAAUCUGUCCCAGAAAGUAGCUCUUUAUCUUCCUCUUUGGAAGCUUUAGGGUGUUUACAGAGGUUCAGUGGGGUUACAUUAGGCACUGGAUACAAAUACCUCCUUUAAGAGGAAUUCCUCCCCGUCCUUCGAACAAAACUAUUUUUUUUCCUUUAGGUUCUUCAACUCUUGCUCACAAUGGAGAUUAUAGAACCACUGAUCAUAGAUCAAAAGGGUAAAGGCUUCUAUUAUAGAACGUUUCUGGUUCCAAAGAAAGAGCUUUCAUGGAUACCAGUUCUAGAUAUUUUAUUUCUCAAUCUGUGCAUGAAGGUACCACAAUUCAAAAUGCUGAGCCUUCAAACUCUGUUACCUCACAUUCCUCCACUAAAUACCAUGGUAAUAUCUAAAGGAUUCUUAUCUUCACAUUCCCAUAACCACAUGCUUCAGGAAAUUUCUCAGAUUCACUUUGCGUCAUAUUAUUAGUCCUCUGUAUUACAGCUACAGCUCCAUACAUGUUUUAAAGUGUCUAAAUCCAGUAAUAGCACAACGCAGACUGCAUGACAUUCACAUAUUUCCUUAUCUUUUCAUGGUCUUUUCCCGGAUGUCAAGAGCCCUUAACUUGUGUUUCAACUCUUCUUACCGAUCUGGAAUUCUAGAUAAAUGUACAAAAAUCCAGUCUCAGACUUGUUGCUAAAGAAUUUCUCAGGAUUCUAUGGUUCAUGACUUCUAUGCUUCUCAAAAAUCUGCAUGCCAGACUACACAUAAAGAUCAUUCAAUGGUAUGUAUA